Molecule: messenger RNA, 663 nt
Organism: Capsicum annuum
Lineage: Eukaryota; Viridiplantae; Streptophyta; Magnoliopsida; Solanales; Solanaceae
Exons: 2
Coding region: 1-663 (220 amino acids)
Molecular function (GO): zinc ion binding
Source: RefSeq, a predicted model, not a curated record
AUGGCAAAAUCAUAUUCAAAGACUGAAUUUCACGGUUUAAUGGAGAAGGUGGAGACAGUUGAUAUUAGAGUGAAGAAUUACUUGAAUUUGACGGGAUACGAUAAGUGGGCUAGAUCAUAUGCAUCAGUUCAUAGGGGAUGGACUUUGACAUCUAACAUUGCCGAAUCAAUUAAUGCUGCACUAGUAUCGGCUAGAGAACUACCAAUAUAUGAUUUUCUAGAGGAAGUUAUAUCUGCAUCAGAAUAUAUCUAUACAGUCCACGACAAGGAGAAACACUUUAUUGUUUGUCUUAAUGAAAAGAAAUGUUCUUGCAAUGCAUUUCAGUUGGAUGAGAUACCCUGUGUUCAUGCUUGUGCAGUUCUUGAUAGCAAGAAUUUUAAGAAGGGACCAUAUUGCUCUGAUCUGUACAAGCCAAAAACAGUCUUGAGAACAUAUGAUGUUCCAGUUUAUCCUCUACCACACAAAGACGACUGGAUAAUUCCAAAUGAAAUUUUGGUUGAGGUAGUUCUGCCCUCAAAAUACAAGCGACCCCCUAGAAGGCCUGGAAAAAAGGAUCGUGAAAAGUCCGGACGAGAUAUGUUUGGAAACAAAAGUAAAAAUUAUUAUAGUUCAUGCGGAUAUAAAGGGCACAAUAGGCGUUCAUGUAAGAAAUACAACAAAUGA